CCGCCCGCUGCCGUUAGUCUGUCCGCGGACAUGGCGCUGUCGGUGCCGGUGCUGGUGCUGCUGCCCGUCCUCCUCGCCGGGCUCCUCUCGACUCCCGGCGCCGUUGCCAGCGUCCCGCCCGCCUGCUACAAGUAUGGUGGUGUGCCUGGAUGCCCAAAGGACUACAAUCCAGUUUGUGGGACCAAUGGAAAGACCUACUCGAAUGAGUGUGUGCUCUGCUUUUCGAACAGUGAAAAUAAAAAGAAUGUCCAAAUUUUCAAGAUGGGAAGAUGCUGAUAUGGCAGACGGCCACUUUUCAAGAAAAUGAGAGAGGGACACAGGCAGUCCAAAUGGAAACAAUGCCUUAAAUGUACCUUCUGUUUAGCCUGUCUUAAUGAAUAAACUUGCUGGUUUAAACAAAA
Falco peregrinus (peregrine falcon) is the source of this 401-nucleotide messenger RNA. RefSeq names its product serine peptidase inhibitor Kazal type 2 (gene SPINK2). Gene Ontology annotation, molecular function: protein binding; serine-type endopeptidase inhibitor activity. The record is from RefSeq and is a predicted model, not a curated record. The transcript is spliced from 4 exons. Bases 31 to 276 code for a protein of 81 amino acids. Lineage: Eukaryota; Metazoa; Chordata; Aves; Falconiformes; Falconidae.